CAGGCCCGAGAAGCCAUGUUGCAGAUCACUGAGUGGCGAUUCCUUGCAAGGGAUGAGGGUGAGACAGAUGUGGCUGAAGACCCCACAUGGGGGGAGGAUGAGGAGCCUAGGGCCAGCACCACAGACACCUGGGCUCAAGGCUCCGUGCCUGUGCUGCAUGCACCUUCCCCUGCUAUCCCCCCAGGACUCGAACCCUCCUCCCAACCUGAGGGCACUGAGUAUGAGGACCAGCUCCCCUUGCAUCAGAAGACUUGGAUCUCAGUCCCCGAGGAUCAGAGCUUGUCUUUCUGGGAACCUCCUGAGUUGAGGCCCACCCCAGGUCCCCCCCCAACACCAGAACCUUCUUCACAAAGCCCCCAACACUUUGUCUUGCCCCACCCCUAUCUAGAUUCAGCCCCUGUCCUGAGCAGGUAUCCCUCUCUGGAUCUUUCUAUAUGGGAUGGUUCCCAGUUUUCUUUGGAAAUGGCCACUCCAGUGAGCCCCCACUCUUCUAUAUCUAUGUCCUUGUGGGGAAGUGCUCAGGCACCCCUAACUUCCCAGCCUAGUUAUAUUCCAUCUCUUUCACAGAGCCCCCAACUCUGUUUCCAUCGAAGUGGGGGUGGGGACAGCUCAAGCCAAGUGAAGGAGAUAGGUUUACCUUCCCCCUACUAUCUGUCAGUGCCUCUUCCUCCAUUCCUAGCUAGUCCUCCCUGGGGCCUCCCAAGAGCCCAGCCUGUCCCAGCCCCCAUACCUUCACUAACUCCCUCAUUGCUACCUGCUGCUUCUGCCAAGUUCAUUCGCUUACAGCAGGGGCGGUCAUACCUAGCAUCAGGUCUGGUGUAUGAUAAGAUGGGACGAAUUAUAGCCAUGGAUCCACUGGAUCCUACCCGUCUGCCCCAGCACCAAAUUCAGCCUCUGACCAAAGUUGUGGUCCCUGAGGCAGAGGUCCACCCACUGGAGUCCUACAGGGAACAAAGGAAGCAUGUAAAAUAUGGGACCAGGUUCAAAUUCCAGCUGCCUGGCCGCCGCCACCCUAUACCCCACUUCCAUCGUGGUUUUCCUUUCCCCAGCCCAGGGCUUCCCUUCCCAGCCCCUGGCUUUGAGCUAUCCCUCCAGAACCAGCGCUUCACUCCUCUGAAGCGGUGGUCUAGCAUCCAGUGGCCUUGUGGAUUAGAGGGGGAAACAGAUCUGUUGCGGAUGCAGCCACUGGGUUCAAGUCUGAUUCCAGGGAUGGGGUCAGGACAGAUGCCAAGGUCUGAUCUGAGUAUGCUUCCUCACCAUGGUCCAAGAGUCCUUCAAGCCACCUCCCAGCUGAUGUGGAAACCUUCUCCACUGCUGGAUUCAAUGAAAUUGAAGCCUCAUGUGAGCCUCUGGAGUCCAAGCAAAAACACACAUCGAAGUGGUUGUAUUCCUUCCCACAUGGAGAGAGAGCAGAUCCCUGGUCCACUGCCUAAGGAGCCUUCUGAGCAGAGACCUAUCCAGACCCAUGCACUAAACCCUCAGGUCACUGUGGCUCAGCUGCUGAGGGGUUCCCCACCCAAAGUUCGGGCCCUUCCCUCUCAGGACACCCUUAGCACCACUCUCCCUGAGGAGCCCUGAAUGAAGAAAGGCUGUGAGUCCUACCAUGACAUUACAACCCUACCCAGCAUCACCCUGAAACCCAAAUCCCACUAUAAUAAAUACUUGUGGGGUUCUAAAUGUUAGGCUGAUAUAUCCCAGAACACUAUCCCAAUAAUCCCCCCAAAAAGAGGAUCACUCUUUCAUGUUCAAAGGCCCUCUAACAAAGACAUUUUUCCCUACUCCCUGA
This is a messenger RNA of Trichosurus vulpecula (common brushtail), 1786 nucleotides long. RefSeq names its product chromosome 6 C2orf81 homolog (gene C6H2orf81). The transcript is spliced from 2 exons. Bases 16 to 1578 code for a protein of 520 amino acids. The record is from RefSeq and is a predicted model, not a curated record. Lineage: Eukaryota; Metazoa; Chordata; Mammalia; Diprotodontia; Phalangeridae.